Molecule: messenger RNA, 2583 nt
Organism: Linderina pennispora
Lineage: Eukaryota; Fungi; Kickxellomycota; Kickxellomycetes; Kickxellales; Kickxellaceae
Product: Piwi-domain-containing protein
Exons: 2
Coding region: 1-2583 (860 amino acids)
Molecular function (GO): RNA binding; protein binding
Source: RefSeq, a predicted model, not a curated record
AUGACUGCUGCCAGCGACCACCCACCCCCCCUAGCCAAGGAUACCAUCGGCAGACACCAGCGUGUGGUUGCCAAUUUUGUCGAAAUAACUUCCUUCCCUGUCAGCGAUGUCUUCCAGUACGACAUCACUAUUACACCCAGAGAGGGCGACUUCAAGAAACUUCCGCGUCCAGACUUUAUGCGCGGCAUAUUUGACGAUGCCAUGCGCCGUCAUCGGGCUGACAAGCUGGGCGGCACACCGAUGGUGUACGAUGCCCGCAGGAUUGCCUUUGCACCAAAACGUGUCUGUGCCCAAGAUGAGACGCUAGCAAGGCAUGGCAUUGGAGGUCGUGCCGAGGACUUCAAGGUCGCCAUCCGCGAAGCAGCAAUCGUCAGCAUGGACACCCUGAGAGACUUCAUUAGCUGUAGCGGGCAGUUCCAAAUCCAAGAUGUGCAUCCUGCCCUCAUGGCACUUGACCUGGUCGUGGGCUCAGUAGCUCAUGACGAGAUGACAGGCUUUCGACGCAGCUUUUUCACCAGGGCUGAUUCCAUGAGUACAUCCCGUGGCCUUGAGCUGUGGCGUGGAUUCUCACUCAGUGUGCGCCCUGGCGAGGGCAAGCUCUACCUGAACGUCAACACUGCUGUCACGGCCAUGUAUCGUCCAGGUCCUCUGGUGCAGGCAAUCCAGGAUCUGCUCGGCAUGCGUAACCCCAACGACCUGCGGCGUGGGCUAGGCAGCCAGGGUGUGCGGGAGAUUGCUGCGUACCUGCGUGGACUGAGCAUCAUGCUCAGGCACAGAGGCAUUCAGGGAAGCCGCAAGGUUGCCGUGAAAGGGCUCACCAGCAAUCCGCUGGACAAGGAAUCCUUUGACUGGGACGACCCAAACAACCCCGGUAAAGUCGAGAACAUCUCGAUUUAUGACUACUACCAACGCCGCUACAACAUCAAGCUCCAGUAUCCAUUCCUGCCUGGUUUAGUUGGACGUAAAAACGCCAUUUAUCCGAUAGAGCUGUGCGAGGUCAUGGAUAAGCAGCGCUACAAGGGCAGGCUUGAUGACCAGCAGACAGCUGACAUGGUCCGAUUUGCCUGCCAGCGUCCCAGCGAGAACCACAAACGCAUCGUCGAUGUGCUGGGCCAGCUAAACUUUGAAGCGUCGCCGGCUGUCAAGGCGUUCGGGCUGGAACUGAAGUCAAAUCUGACUGAAGUUGACUCUCGUGUUCUACCGCCGCCGGCAAUCAACUACGGCCAGCAGUCGCGCGAGGCAGCAUUCACACCUACUGGGGGCGCCUGGAACAUGCGUGACAAGUGUGUUAUGCAUGCUGGAGCGGUUCUGGAGUCAUGGACAGUCCUUGUCUUGGCGAACCAGCGCUCGGUGCCGCUGAAUCAGGUGCAGAACUUUGUGACCACCCUGGUGCGCAUGUGCAACAGCACUGGUUACUGCAUUGGCAUGGGUCGGCCACCGAUUACAUAUGGUAAUCCCAGCGCCGAUAUCGGCCGUGAGAUGUCCAAGGCAUGCAAGUCAAAACCACAGCUGCUGCUUGUGAUUUUGCCAUCAACCAACUUGCAGACAUACCAGAAUAUAAAGAACUAUGCAUACACGACGAUGGGGAUUCACACCCAGUGCAUGCAGUCGAAGCAUGUGCACAAGGCGAACCCGCAGUACUGCGCCAACCUGUGUCUGAAGAUCAAUGUCAAGAUGGGCGGGUCCAACCAAAGCCUGCCGGUAGGUGCUAUGCAGAAAAUGCUGCACAGUAUGCCGACACUCUUUCUGGGCUGUGACGUAUCGCACCCUAGUCCUGGCGAAACAGACCGUCCUUCCAUGGCGUCGGUUGUCGGCUCGGUUGAUUUCCUGGGUUUGCGCUACGCAGCUACGCUGAUUCAGCUUCCAUCGCGCCAGGAGUUGGUCGACAAACUCCAGGAGGCAAUCAUCCGCCAUCUGAAGCUGUUCUACAAGUACACCAAGGCCAAGCCUAAGCGGAUUAUCUUCUACCGUGACGGCGUCAGCGAGACCCAGUUCGCCCAGGUGCGUAGCCGCGAGAUCAUCGAGAUUAGCCGCGCCUGUACCCAGAUUGAGACUGGCUACCAGCCGGACGUCACCUUCAUUGCCAUGUUGAAGCGACACAACACGCGCUUCUUCCCGAUGGGCCGCGACGGCGACCGCACGGGCAACUGUGUUCCUGGAACUGUGGUUGAUACCGCGGUGACCCUUCCGGCGAUAGCAGACUUUUACCUGUUUGCCCAUGCCGCCAUCCAAGGCACAUCGCGCCCGACUCACUACUGUGUUCUCCAUGAUGAUUCCAAGUUCACCCGAGACGAGAUCCAGCAGCUGACAUACAACUUGUGCUACACCUACGCAAUCUGCACGCGCUCCGUGUCAAUGGUGCCGCCUGUGUACUAUGCUCAUCGUGUUGCCGACCGUGCCCGCUGCCACUUUGCCGAUAUGGGCGUUGCCUUCAGAGACGCUACUGUCGAGUCGGCCGGCUUCUACGGAGGGACCGGUACUAGUGCCAUCGACACGACCGGUAAGGCUGCCACAGACCCCAACAUGCAAGCAAAGAUCAUUAGGACGCACGAGCGUCUGGACGAGUCCAUGUACUUCAUGUAA